UCUACCGCGACUUAGAAAGACGCCCAUCGGACGAACAUGGAAAUCAAAGCUGAGGUAAGAUAGUUAUUUGACUCGUUGGGUUUUCACCUCGUUGCUCUUUUAAAUCGCAACAUUCCGUCGGCUGUAUAGUAAGAAGAACAUGCCAAAAUAUGAGAAGAGUUUAUGAUACUAAAGUCUUGCGUUCUUGGUGUCUCUCGAGUCUCGCAAUUUUGUAUUUUAACAUUCGCCACCCCCACACGAGGCGACUACAAAAACGUUUCUCGACGAAAGUCAGCAAACCCUAAAAGAUUCUUAGAAUCGGCCAUGAUGAAAACAAAAACAAUUGUCAAAGUCUCUACGAUUUCUAUAGACAUCGAAGCUUCAAGAAAUAAUACUAACAUGCCUCAAUCGGCGGAAACUAUAAACAUAGUGAUUAAAACAAAAGUAAAAUAGGUGAAAUAUAUGGUAACAACUUUAUACCGUAACGAGAAUUGACUCUAAAGUGUAGUCAAGGAAGGUUUUUUUUUCUGCAAAACAACUGCUAAUAUUUAGUUCGAAGGAGUCUCACAAUAACAGAAUCCGAAUUUUAAAUCACACGGCGUCGCUGGAGGCAUCGACCUACUCGAAUCUCACAGGAUUCCUUCACUUUGACAACAAGUUAUACAUUGGCGAAAGAGGAAGACGACGAGGUGACCCAUUCCGAACACCUUCGCGACGUGGAAAGAAAUGACAAGGACGCAUCUAAACUAGUCGCUAGAUACUUUAAUCUCCCUAAUCAUUCAAAACAGCAUAUGGCAGUUUGCGGCCUUUCCUUACAUCUAGGCAGUUCGGAAAGCCGCAAAACACUAGAACAAAAAUUUAUCUUUCAAAUCGGCACCCUUAUCCCCACGGAAUCAACGAGCGCUUUUCAUUCAACUAAUUUAUCCCUGAAAUUAAAAGCUCCUCGCAGCUAAGAACACUACUGAACGAGUAGUUGAAAAUAGGACCUGAAAAAAAUUCAGGCCCGUACGGGAGAGAUGAAAUUAACAGCUCCUCGAAGCUCCUCGCAACACUUCACCGCAGUGCAAAUAUAUGAAUUCCAUAUAUCUAAAAUCAUCAUUCAUCACCUGGAUGGUUUAUUUGGACCCAACACAUUGAAAAUUACCAAUAACCAUUCAAAUUAUUCCAAGCAUUUUCAGGAAGGAAACUAAGUAGUUACUACGGAAACAACACAGCCCCUUAGAGACCCCUUGAAUAUCGAUUUGUAAUUGGCUCAAAGAUAGAUGUCUCAAUACACUGGUGUUCGUCAGCUAAAAACAAUCACAAGGUUUGAGCGCUAAUUAAAUUAGCUUUGUACUGAACAGCAUUUCACAAAUGAGUAAGUAAGAAAAGAACAAUCAAGAAAGCAGAUUCAUACUUAACAAAACUUGUGGUCAACAAUAAACCAAUCAAUUCGCUCAAGCACGGUACCAGGACCUAUCAGUAGAAGAAUUGUCUAGAUACCUAGCCGCUGUUCGGGAUAAAAGGAGAAACAGAUCAGAGAACGGACUUGAGAGAACAGCAGAGGGAAAACAGUCAUGAGAGUCUUGAGAUCUUUUCCCCAUUCCCUGUUUGAAAUAAUAAAGUGCACUUUGUGUGGCGGUAAUUUUUGUAACAUGGGUAGAAACAGCUGAUGCUUCAGAAAUAACAGCGGUUACUGAGGUACUGUUGUAAAGCUUUGUGUGUUGUUUGAAAUUUUUUUGUCUCACAGCCAGGAGAAACUAAAGAGGAGAGAGAGACAGGCAAAGGGUUGACCUACUCUAUAGACGAUACUCCACCAUGGUACCUCAGUAUCGUGUUGGGAUUCCAGGUAGGGCAAUUUAUCAACACCAGUCCCUUAGCAUCUCAGUUCCAUCAAAAUUUUAGUUUUUAUGGUUCAAUUUAAUGAACAGGAUAAGGGCAUUUUAUCAUAUUGUCUUGCAGCAUUACUUGACCAUGUUCGGUUCAACACUGGCGAUUCCUCUUGUUUUAGCCAAGCCCAUGUGCUACGACCAGAAUCCGUUAGCUACAAGUGAGAUCAUUGGCACCAUAUUCUUCAUAUCUGGAAUUUGUACCUUAUUGCAAACAACUUUUGGAAAUAGGUAAAAGGCAGUAUUAUGAUAGCAAUUAAAUAAUUUUUGCCCACUCAUUUUUAGGUUGGAGGUGAGACGGAAUAAAAACGCACGCAAAAUACGGGAGAGAUCAAACAAAGUUCCCUUAACUACAUCUGAAAAAUACUUAAAUCGUCGACUGACCGAGCCAAAUUCUACUUCCUACUCGCUUCUUCUUCCCAUCUUUGCUACCUAUAAACUUAUAUUGGCUAAAAACUCUUGACAAUAGAAAUUUCAUAGAUCGUAUGAGCUUUAGCCAUGAUUACAUUCUUUCUUUUCAGACUUCCCAUCGUCCAAGGCGGCACCUUCUCGUUUCUUACACCUACUUUUGCUAUUCUAAGUCUUCCUCAAUGGAAAUGUCCCUCUCCUCCCUCAACGGCAAUACCACCAACAGGUAACACUGAUGAAAACUGGUCCUGUUGUAAUGCUUGCGAGCAGGGUCUCAUGGGUACUGUAGCAGUAACCUCCCAGUAAAACGAUUUGCUUGUGGGCCACCUGUUGUUCAGAGAAAGCUUGAAAGCCAACUCGUAAUGGGUGCAGGUUUUGGUUUUUAUAGGGAAUAUCUUAUAGGGAAUAUCAAUUUUCAUCCGAUUCUUGAGAGUCUAUUGACCUAAUACAGAGCUACAUGCUUAUUUACUAAUUUUAAUCAAAAUGAUAUGUCUCUUCCACGAAAGUGUUUUUUUGGUUUUUUUUUGCGUGUAGUUUGCUUUGAAAUAUACUAUCAGCAGAUGAGUAACAAGAAAUCACCAUCAAAAGAGAAAUCGCUUUUUCAUUUCUUUGUUUAGGAGCGGUCAAUUUAAGUACUACAGCCUCACUCUUGAACGUCACCACAACUUCACCAAGUCCAUCUGUCCUUGGCUACACUGACAUAUGGAAACCAAGAAUGAGAGAGGUACCUGGAACCUAGAUUCACUGAAAACUUAAAAUAACUUAGAUUACAUGAAGGCUGGCUUUAGAAAAAGUUCACAUUGUUUUCCUGUUCCUAAACCUUUCUUUUAUCUAUUUUUAUUGUGUCUUUGUAGAUCCAAGGAGCCAUCAUGGUAGCAUCUCUGUUUCAAAUUUUCAUCGGCUUUACUGGUUUAGUAGGGUUUCUUCUUCGUUUUAUUGGACCGCUGACUAUCGCUCCAACCAUAACUUUGGUUGGAUUGGCUUUGUUUCAAGCUGCAGCAGAUUUCUCGGGUGCGUGUUAAUAUCUUAUAGCAUGUUCUUUUGCACCGUGUUGGUUUCAGAGAGGCCUUGGGUAUGACCGUUACAAAUAGCACUCGAAUUUUCAUGCAUCAUUUUAUACCAUGUACAUGUGAACAUAGAUAUUUUCUCUUGAUCUCGUACUAUUUGUAUUAUCACAGAUAAUCCUACACAUUUUAAUUUUUGGGGAUUUAUCAGUUUGUCCUCUACCCGCCAAAAUAGGGUCCACAGGAAAAGUUUCGUACAAAAAAACGUCCUUAAACCCUCUUCUAAAUAAAGUAUAGGGGAGAAGGAAAGGAAAAAGGCCUCUAUUUGAGUUUGCUGUUAUCAGUCACUCCUUUGGGACUGUCAUGUCCUAUCUUGUAAGAUGGUUAUAAAUAGUUCAGUCAUAUGUCUCAAAUAGGUAGUGUGUGGCAACUCAAUAAGUGAUAAGGGUUGAUUAAAGUUUGUUAUUAUUACAGGUAUCCAUUGGGGUAUAUCUAUUACGUAAGUACAAAGUUUGAGAUGAAUAGUUUAAUAAUCAUUAUGAUUUGAAUCCGUCUUCAGCGCUGAUUUCAAGCCUUCAAUGCAUGUUUUUGAUUCUCAGUCAUUUUCUCUCGCUAUCAUUCAACUACACUGAUCCACAACCUUAAAAGUUUCAGUACUAAACCAUCAACAUGGCGAUCGUCAAUUUUAGAUGAGCAUCACAAACUUUUUAUUUAUCAUUUUAUACAUUUAUUUAUUCCAGAACCAUUGCGCUUAUUACAGUAUUCUCUCAAUACCUAAAGAAUGUCAAGAUACCUUUUCCUGGCUAUUCAAGGGACAAAGGGAUGUACAUGGCCAGAUUUGCGUUAUUCAGAAUGUUUCCGGUCAGUUGCAACAUUAUCUAUUUGUUUGGGCAGAUUAAAGUUUUUACAUCCGUCGUGCGCAUCGUGCGAGACCUGAGCAAGCCCCACCUUAUCAAAAUUUGCAUAAUAUUUUGACUAACAGACAAAUUUCAUGACGAAAUCAUAUCAUAUACGAACUCAGCAGAUGAAUGACGAGACACAAACAACGCUGGCUGCGUCAUUAUGAAGUAUGCCUCAGCUUAAUCCUCACUUUCAGUAUUUCAUUGUCCUUCAACUAUUCGAGAUUAGGCACCUUUAUUCAGUUUUUAGCCGUAGAGAUUUCGUCAUGUAUUUGUUAGAAACUGAACUAAGCACUCACUUGAUUGUUUAGCAGUUCCUCAGGAGUUUUUGAUUUUAAUAGUAAAAUGCUUGUUCUGGUUCAGAGACUUCAGCGGAACAUUUUCAGCGAAACAGAAGCACGCUUCUUUCCUUUUGUUUUAAUCUCUAAAAAGGGAAGUCGCAUUUUAAAGUCAAAGUCAUUCUGUUGUUUCGUUUGUGUUUUAAUCUUAGAUUCUGCUGGGGAUCAUCUUAUCGUGGAUCAUUUGCGCCAUUGUCACUGCUGCUGGUGGAUUUACUGAUGACCAGAACAAUCCACAGUACCAGGCAAGAACAGACGCUAGAAUUUUCGUUUUGAAAGAGGCAGAGUGGUUUAGAUUCCCGUAUCCCGGUAAGAGAAAUAAAAGAUCAGCACGUAUAUUUAAGACUUAGUUAGAAGAGGGUAUUUCGCGCGCCGCUGUACGUCAUAGUCAUAGACUAUAGAGUGUACAUCAAAGUAAAGUUCUCUAUCCUGACCCCUUUAACUUAUGAUACCGCAAUGGAUUUUGGUAGUCUAUGACCCCGCUCACGAACCUUUAUCUCAGGUUGCCCUUGCGCUGUCUAACGAUUAAUGAUUUCGCUAUUUACGGUAGUUUCUUGGGGACAUGACAGUAUAAAGAAUUAAAGACCUAAUAUUAAGCAAUGUACAGAAUAUACAAUAUUAAAGUAUUUGCAUAGUCUUAUAUCUUCAGUUCUGUAUAUUACUGCGAUGAUCUUCCUGCAAUAAAAAUCUUUUUUCCACACUUCAAAGUUAUGAUCUCUAUGUAUUUCUUUUGAACUUUUAUUUUAAUGUAUGUUGAGCAACAUAUUCCUGUCAAAUUUAGGUCAGUGGGGCACACCCACUUUGAGUGCUGCUGGCGUGUUUGGAAUGCUGGCCGGGGUACUAGCCUCCAUGAUAGAGUCCAUUGGAGACUAUUACGCAUGUGCAAGAUUAGCAGGGGCUCCACCUCCGCCGAAACACGCUAUAAAUAGAGGCAUUGGAAUGGAAGGGAUAGGCUGCCUACUGGCUGGAGCCUGGGGUAGCGGAAAUGGAACCACCUCUUACAGUGAGAACAUAGGAGCGAUUGGUAUCACAAAGGUAUUCGUGUGUCAUCAUUCACCUCGUGUUACAAGUUUUCCUAGUAGAGCUUAAUAUGUUGACGUUAUUCGUUUUCAGGUUGGCAGUCGUCGUGUUGUACAGUACGGAGCUCUAAUAAUGAUCCUACUCGGGAUACUCGGCAAAUUUGGUGCCUUGUUUACCACUAUUCCAAACCCCAUAGUGGGUGGAGUAUUUAUGGUCAUGUUUGGAAUGAUAACAGCAGUCGGUAUUUCCAAUCUUCAGUUUGUGGACUUGAAUUCUUCCAGAAAUCUCUUUAUCCUUGGUUUUUCAUUGGUGUUCGGAAUGGCGCUUCCCUAUUGGCUAUCUCGAGAGGAGAACAAGGACGUAAUACAAACAGGUUUGCUUCAAUUUCAAUCAUUUCAUUACAGACAGACGUUACCAGUUUGUCUUGUUUGAGUAUAAGCGAUGUCGGAACUCCAUAUCAUACGAUAUUUACAUUAUUCCCUAGGUGAACCCGAGCUCGACCAGAUUAUUACUGUGUUACUACGAACCAACAUGCUGGUUGGUGGAAUUACAGGUCUUCUACUUGACAACACAAUUCCGGGGUCACGUGAGGAACGAGGUAUGCUGGUAUGGAACAGUAAGGCGGGAGAAACUGGUCACAGUGGAAAUCAUGUUUAUGAUCUUCCAUUUGGAUUGAAAAAGUUGAGCUUUUACAAGUGCACUAAAUACGUUCCAUUUCUGCCGUAUUAUGAAAGCGAAGAAGUGCCAUCAGUGGAAUUAAAGGAAGUAUCACAAAAGCAUGUUGAUCUCCCAGCAGUUUAAUGUAACAGUUUCAUUAUUGUUACAGGAUAUGGUUCAUGGUUUUCAUAAGCUUUUAUUACUAAAUGACCGUUAGUUAUCGCUACUAAGAACUCAAUAAGGCAACCACAAAUUUUCUUUCAAAUUUUUUGUCAACUUUAAAAAAAGUUCUCAAAUGGAGGCAGCCAAUCAGAGGUGCCAUUCUUUUCCCUUUAGUGGAAACCAUCACGGCAUAUAAAUACAACUCUUUGAGGCAAAGACAAGUAGUUUCCGUAUGUUCGAGGUUAGCCGUAGCAUAGUGUGUUCAUAGCAUGGUAGAGAACGCCAAAUAAAUCAACUACAUAACGAAACCAUGCGUCCUAUUUGACAGGAGAUUAAGGGAAAGUGGGGAACUUGACCAAACAUUUUUAAUGAACAUGGGACAUCUUCUGAGAACAGGAAAACUGUGAAGGAAGGUCACCACCUAUACAAUAAUACAACCCUCAAAAACACAUUCCUUGCGAAAAGUACAUACCUCUCUAGAGAUAGGUCGUCCUAUCUUCAAAACAGAGUUUCCUUCCUAGAUAGCCGGGUCACUCACCAAAAACUAGCUGCCCUCCGAUAGUUUAUUCCUUUUAAAAAAUGUAUUCUCCCUCAAAAAUAUUUUGCCCUCCACGUAAAAACGUAACCCUUAAAUGAAGGUAAUAGAAACUCAGGCAAAUGCCUCAAUAUCUUUAUUACUGUUUUUAAAGUAAAAGUUUCUGAAAAAAGAAAAAAAAAUAAAAACGUAUGCACUGUAGACAUUAUGAGAAAUCGGAAAGAUGAAAAUCAGUUUCUAUUGUUUGUGGCAAAAGUGAGUGAGUGUGUCACGGUGCCGUAAGAAAGAAAUCGGGGACUAGAUCUGAUCUGUGUCGUGAGUGUGUAAUGUUUAACUCUUUUGGAGUUUCCCGCUAGAUAUAAGGGAGUUUAUAAGUCAGGCAACAAAUUCGUAUAUUGC
Messenger RNA from Pocillopora meandrina, 7269 nucleotides. NCBI's taxonomy places the organism in Eukaryota, Metazoa, Cnidaria, Anthozoa, Scleractinia, Pocilloporidae. The record is from the annotation of a GenBank genome assembly.